GACAGACAGAUGUGUCUGGGGGCAGAGCAGCAGGCUGGGGGUUGGGGUGAGAGAGAGAGUUAGAGAGGUAGGGAUUUCCUCUAGACAGUCAACUAGUGAGGAAGUGAUAGGGGCAUGUUUAAGGAGCAGUGGAGUACAUUCUGAAAAUGAAUGUGUUGGGACAGUGUUGAAGUGGAGGUGAAGUUCAAGUGGCACAAAGAAGGCCCAAUCGUGUCACCAUUGUCAGGAGGUGCAUUUCCAUACUGUGGGCCUUUUUACACUGGAUAAAGAUUAUCGUCAAGUCUAUCAAGAGAUCAACACUGCAAUCCUCUAAAUGCACAGGCACAGAGCCCAUCCCAGAACUAUGGAAAUGACCAGAACUGAGGGGUCACUGUCUAUGAACAUCACAUCAACUCCACCAGUCACCACUAAUGGUUCUCCACCGUCCCGUGAACCAUACCUGCACAGACUGGCACACCUAGAUGAGGGACUCUAUAAUGACUUCUAUAGCUUGUGGAUAGCUCUGGUGGUCAUUAACACUCUGAUCUUUAUGGUGGGGAUGGCUCUCAACAGCCUAGCCUUGUAUGUUUUCUGUUUCCGUACAAAACCUAAGACCACGUCAGUUAUUUAUACCAUCAACUUGGCGGUCACGGAUCUGCUCGUUAACCUGUCACUUCCUACCCGUAUUAUUCUGUAUUAUAGUGGAGGCAAGUGCCUUAACUGCUCUUACGUCCAUAUAUUUAGCUACUUCGUCAACAUGUACUGCAGCAUCCUCUUCCUCACCAGCAUCUGUGUGGACCGUUACCUGGCCAUCGUGCAGGUGGAGGCCUCCCGGAAGUGGCGUAACCCCAAUGUGGCUAAGGUGGUCUGUGUGUGUAUCUGGCUGUUUGCCAUCAUUGUCACAUACUCUUUCCUAACCACGGCUUUCAAGCACUCAGCCUGCUGUGUUUCCAAGCUCUUUGCGCUGACUGUGUUUGAGUUCUUCCUGCCCCUUGUGAUCAUUGUGGUGUUUACGGUUAGGAUCAUGUGUGCGCUGUCCAGCCCGGGCCUGAUGCAGCAGAGCAGAGAGAGACGAAUGAAGGCAGUGCAGCUUCUCACUACUGUACUGGUCAUCUUCACUAUCUGUUUCACUCCAUUUCAUGUUCGUCAAGUCCUGGUCUACUUUCAACCAGAUCUGCCGCACCAUGUGAUCGUCUACCAUGUGACUGUCACCCUCAGCAGUCUAAACAGCUGCCUGGAUCCUGUGGUCUACUGUUUCGUCACCACCAACUUCCAGUCUACCAUGAAGAGGUUCUUCCGUAAGGCAGAGGCUGAGCAGACCAGUGGAGACAUCAUCAGCAUGCAGAAAAGCUCCAAAGGUUCUGGCACUGUUUUUGCCAUCGCUAAUAGCACGAUAAUGGUGAACAUGAGCUCUCCUCAACAUGGAAGCCUUCCAGGAUGAGGCUGUACAGUAUGGACUGAGUUGCUACAAUGUUUAUGCAAGAUUAAGGACAAUCUACUGGACUGAAUUUUAGGACACAUUGUUACAAUUACAAUUCUUUCAAUUGUUCUUUCAUUUGUUGUUGCUUGGUUGUGUGUUGUAAAUAAUUUGCUACAGAAAAUGGUGACAAGUUGAAUAUUAUUAACAUCUAAUUUAAUAUUGUGAAAUGAAGUAAAUAUGACCUGGGUUUGAACCAAAUGAGAAAACUUGGGACUUUGAGGAUUAUGUAAAACAAUGCCAACAUAGCUACAGACAAAUCUUACUGUUUUACUCUGGGUAUUUGUGCUGUAGGCCUGUCACAGAUGGCAAGAUAUUGAUAGUGUAUGAGUAGGUCUGAGGGUUCUCUCAACAUAUUUUCUCAACAUAUUUUCAGGCAUCCCUUCAUUUCAUUACAGUCACACACAGUCACAGAGACAACUCAGCGCUGGCCAGGAAUUAGUAAUCUUGCAGCAUUGACUCACUUCUCACCCUCUAAGGACUGCUAAUGCUUGUCUGCCUGGGUCUACAUA
Molecule: messenger RNA, 1968 nt
Organism: Colossoma macropomum (tambaqui)
Lineage: Eukaryota; Metazoa; Chordata; Actinopteri; Characiformes; Serrasalmidae
Gene: gpr20
Product: G protein-coupled receptor 20
Exons: 2
Coding region: 314-1420 (368 amino acids)
Biological process (GO): phospholipase C-activating G protein-coupled receptor signaling pathway; positive regulation of Rho protein signal transduction
Cellular component (GO): membrane
Molecular function (GO): G protein-coupled receptor activity
Source: RefSeq, a predicted model, not a curated record